This is a messenger RNA of Charadrius vociferus (killdeer), 1232 nucleotides long. It is a transcript of the gene CCDC92, whose product is annotated as coiled-coil domain containing 92. NCBI's taxonomy places the organism in Eukaryota, Metazoa, Chordata, Aves, Charadriiformes, Charadriidae. The coding region runs from base 285 to 1232 and encodes 315 amino acids. The record is from RefSeq and is a predicted model, not a curated record. The transcript is spliced from 5 exons. Gene Ontology annotation, cellular component: centriole.
GAAGGGGAAGGCAUAGUACAGUUGACCAAAACCCAGACUCAUCUGGUCAUGGGCAUGGGCAUCUGCCAUUGCAUCCUUCAAGACCUGAGAUUCCUACGUGCCUUUUUUAGUCUUUUCAGCCAGCUAAUGGAAACCAAUUCUGUAUCUUCAAGGCGAGAUCAUGAGGUUUUAGAGUUCCCCUGACUAAUAACAACAGAAAAUUGAGACAGAUCUACAGCAGCCAAGUGCCAGCACAUCUCUGCAUCUCAACUUUACUAUUAGCCUCAGGGUGACUGUGCCUCAGGAUGGCAACUUCAAACCUAGAGAACCAGCUACAGAGUGCCCAGAAGAAUCUGUUGUUUCUCCAGCGAGAACAUGCCAACACGCUGAAGGGGCUGCACGCUGAGAUCCGACGCCUGCAGCAGCACUGCACAGAUUUAACCUAUGAGCUGACUGUAAAGAGUUCAGACUUGUCAGGAAAUGGUAGUUCAAGAAGUGAUGAACUCAAAAGAAAGUGUGAAGAUCUUGAAGCUCAGCUGAAAGCCAAAGAGGCUGAAAAUAAUGAAUUAUUGAAAGAACUUGAACAAAAGAAUGCAAUGAUAAUGGUGCUGGAAAAUACUAUUAAAGAAAGAGAAAAGAAGUAUUUGGAAGAGUUAAAAAUGAAAAGCCAUAAGCUCAAUAUGUUGUCAAGUGAACUAGAGCAGAGAGCGAGCACUAUUGCUUAUUUAACUUCUCAACUGCACGCUACUAAGAAGAAGCUGAUGAGUUCAAGUGGGACUUCGGAGGGGACCCCUUCUGGCAGUCCCGUGUUGUCCAACUAUAAGCCGUCCCCUCCCAAAGAUAAACUGCCGGAGACUCCGCGGCGCAGAAUGAAGAAGAGUCUGUCAACACCACUCAACCCCGAGUUUGAAGAGGCCUACAGAAUAGGAUCGGAUAGCCGGAAGCUGCUGUUACGAGAGCCUGUGGAUGCCAUGCCUGAUCCCACUCCAUUUCUGUUGGCCCGGGAAACGGCAGAGGUACAUCUUAUUAAGGAGAGGCCGUUAGUUAUUCCACCUAUUGCUUCAGAUCGUGCAUCUGGUGAAUCGCACAGCCCGGCCCGAGAGAAGCCGCACAAGGCACACAUUGGGGUGGCGCAUCGCAUCCACCACGUCGCACCAUCCCAGCCUCAGCCGGAGGUUGAAACACUGGCAGUGGAUCAGGUCCAUGGAAGCAAAGUGGUCAGAAAGCACUCAGGGACAGACAGAACUGUUUGA